CCCCGUUCCCAGCCCUGCGCUGAGCACCAGGGCCCUGGGGUCGGCGCUCUUGCUGGCCCGGCCCCGCUCUGCGCUCCGUCCUCCCAGCCACCAGGUGCCCCCAGACCCCCGGCUGCUCCGCUGCCGCCGCCCGUGCUCUCUCUCCCUCGUUCCGCCGCUUCCUGCUCACGGGAUCCGGGCUCUGAGCGCCGGCGCCCCCGAGGCUUCCCAGGGCGCUCAGCCAGCUCUGUGUCUGCAGGUGCUGUGCAGCCUGGGGGGCUGGCUCUCGCUCUACACUUCUCUCUGCUGCCUGAAUAAGCACCGAAGCUAUGAGUGGAACUGCCGGCUCGUGACCUUCAGCCACGGAGUCCUCUCCAUAAUCCUCUCUGCUUACAUUGGCUUCAUUGAUGGCCCCUGGCCUUUUACCCACCCAGGCUCGCCCAACACCCCCCUGCAGGUGCAUGUCCUCUGUCUCACGUUGGGCUACUUCAUCUUUGACUUGGGCUGGUGUGUCUACUUCCAGUCAGAGGGGCCCCUGAUGCUGGCUCACCACACACUGAGCAUCCUGGGCAUCAUGGUGGCCCUGGCACUGGGGGAGUCUGGCACCGAGGUCAAUGCCGUGCUCUUCGGAAGUGAGAUCACCAACCCCCUGCUGCAGGCGCGUUGGUUCCUCCGGGAGACGGGACGUUACCACAGCUUCACUGGAGACAUGGUGGACUUCCUCUUUGUGGCUCUGUUCACCGGUGUGAGGAUCGGUGUGGGUGCCCGUCUCCUGUUCUGUGAGAUAGUCUCGCCCAAGCCCCAAUGGUUUGUGAAGGUCGGGGGGGUAGCCAUGUACAUCGUGUCCUGGUGUUUCAUGAUCAGCAUCUGGCACUUUGCCUGGAGGAAGAGCAUCAAGAAGUACCACGCGUGGAGAAGCAGGCGGGGCGAUGAGCCACAGCCAACACACAACGGGCACCUCAAGACGCAAUAGCCAGUCUGGCUGCCCAGCUUGAGUAACUCAGCCUUGCAUAUGGGAUUGUCACCUGGUAACAAUGUUAGGUUGCAAAAAAAAAAAUAGGGUGGGGGCUAGAUGUGUCCACCAGUCAGCUUUGGAGCGCAGUAUGUGCCAGUAUUAACACCAAGUUCCACCUGCAGCAAACUAGUCUACUCAGUGGUGGGUAGGAAUAGUCAGAAGUAGGGGCCGGUGGUGGUGACACAUGGUAGUCCAGAUCCUUUGCCAGGCUGGGUAUUCAGACUGAGUAGAAAGGAACUAGAGAAAAAGAUUAGGACUACUUCUUUCUUGUACCUUUGAGAAGUGGUGUUUCCAACAGAUAACUAUUCCUGUUUCCCAUGGAGCAAUUUGCAUCAGCUCACUCCCUUUACUGGGAAGUAAGGAAGUUUCAGGGAGAUCCAUGACUUCCAUGUUCUGAGUAUUGGAUCUGCUUGACCCAAGGGGGAUAGAAGGAUGCAGGUGACAAUUGUGGCAAUGGUGAUGGGUCACUACCUGAGCCCUUCAAUGACAACUGUAUAGGGCUCCCCAUGAUUGCCAGCAAACUCUGCUCAUGGCUUUUAAUUUAAUAGCGUCGUGGCAGAGGGAUACAGAGAGGGAAAAGGUACCUGGGCAGAGUUCAGGGGAAGCCGAGCACCUUGAGUCCCAGUGGGAUCACACAGUAGGUGCUUAAUUCCUCGAGCUACCAUCUGUGACAACACGUGUGGAGUCUGAUUGCCUAAGGGAGCUCGUCAGUGACUCAGUGCCCACGGAUUUCAUUAGAGCCCAGUCAGGGGCAGCAUCUGCCCAGUGGGAAGUGAGAUUCCUGACUCCAGAAGGAAAGAAGGUGUUUGGCAUUAAGCCAUAUUGUUUGCAUUGACUGCUUAAAGGUGGGUGCCCUUCUGAAGUCUCAGCGCUCUGAUGCCAGCUGCAAACAGCCCUGCCAAAACACACACAUACACACACGCGCGCGUGCGCGCGCACGGAGCUCGGGUGGGAGGUGAAUGAGGUGCAGGCAGGCAGAGUUACCAAGUCCUGUUGUUCAGGUUCUGCCCCACCAGGAAAACUAUGCCAGUUCUCAGGGCUUUUGUGCAUUAAUCUCGGCAUGAGAGGCCGUCACUAAAUUCCAUAGGGAUUUAACGUGUGGAUUCCACCGUGUUUGAGAUGCCAGUUCAGGUUUCAGCUCUGCUAUACAUUUUGCAAACUAGCACCAAAGACUACAGAGUGCUUUCUGGCCUCGGGGAUGCGGUUCAGCCCACCUCACUUCACACACAUUCUCUUUCAGCCCUUUUCAAAAAAAGGUGUCACUCUCUGGAGAAAAAUAUUAGGACAAGGCUAGUCUUGGAAGGAGAAACAUGUUCCUUGGGGUGAUAGUCUCUCUUAAGAAGAGCAAAAAAAAAAAAAUAAGGCAGUUUAGAGCGAGAGGUCUAGGACCAAGAACGCCUGGGUUCUUUUCACUGGUGCUGCUCCUCUCUGUAGAGCGUGUGACUACGUCACUUGUUUACUCACUGCCUAGGCCCCAGCCCUGUUGUGAAUGAAUGAAAUGUCCCAUUGUGUAUUUCACAGAACCAUGGGGUGGCAUUCCAUUAAUGGAGAUCCUUAAUGCAGGCCUUCUGUGAAGAAGACAACAUAUUUAUUUAUUUAUACAUGUAUUGUUUAUUUAUUUGAUGAUGCCAUCUGAGCCAGUGGUGAGAAAGUAUAUGGGGCUACUCAAGUCAAGAGGAAGUGAGAGCUCCUUCUGUGGUCUUUGGUAAUACUGACCCAAGGCGGGGCCUUGAGAAGGGCUGGCAUUGUCUAGGCAUGAGGGAAUGGCUGCGACCACAUCAAGUCAUCACUGCUCCCAGGAAAGCCACUUGGAAGGCAUUCUGACAGUGGUUCUUUUAAAAGGACCACCAGAAAGACUCUUGGUUAAAGAGUCUUUGCUGGGCAUGGGAAUAAUCUGCCAGCAAGUAAUAGCUCUUAAUUUUUUUUUCUUUCUAUGAUGUGUGUCCCUAACAUCCUGGUUUUCUUCAACAAAACUGUGGUCAGAGUAGGAUGCUGCGGAAUGCUGAUGUUAGUCAAAGCCUAGUUAGAGAAGACUGGCGUGGCCCACGGGCUUAAAAAAAAACAAAACGAAGAGGGUGAAAGAAAAAGCUGGCUCUUGAGUUCUGGCACAGUGCAACCUGUUCCAUACCAGACAAAUGAGCAGGCUUAAUCUGGUACCAGUUCUCUUCUCCUCACUCCUUAGAAGUGAAGGCAUGGCAGACUUAACUGAUUUAGAGGUAGUCUCAUAGGAAUGUACAUAGGGUUGCUUUUUUUUUUUUUUUAAUUUUGAGAAAUCUAGAUAAUGACAAGAGAAAGACUCCCUUAUGUCAAUUUUUAAUAUUUCUUUUUCUGUUAAAUGUUUUACUUUAUGAAGGAGGGAGAGAAACAGACAGAUACUACAGAGCGAGGCAGAGAGGCUAGGGCAGCACUCUGGCAUACGUGGAGCUGGGUGGGGAUUGAACCAGGGACCUCAUGAUUGCAAGUCCAAAGCUCUACCACUAUGCUAUGUGCCACUCCUACCCCCAACCCCCACCAGGCCAUCAUUUCAACUUUUCUUGAUGUAGUUAAUGACUCGGAAGGGAACUCUCUGAGAGGAAAAUGUGAAAUGAAACUGACUCAGCAGCUAAGCUACUGAAUUUCUUACAACACAGGUAAAUGAAGGGCUAAUUAACAUGUGUGAUCAGUCAAAAUGAAGGACCCAUUUGCAUUCAGAUUACUAUGUCAUAAUGACUAACAUGGCUUGAGAAAGUUUUAUAUUUCAAUAAGAUUUGUACUAGAUUUUAUAAAAAUAAAUGAAUUUUGUUUAAAAAAUUCA
Molecule: messenger RNA, 3788 nt
Organism: Erinaceus europaeus (western European hedgehog)
Lineage: Eukaryota; Metazoa; Chordata; Mammalia; Eulipotyphla; Erinaceidae
Gene: TLCD5
Product: TLC domain containing 5
Exons: 3
Coding region: 518-952 (144 amino acids)
Cellular component (GO): membrane
Source: RefSeq, a predicted model, not a curated record